Messenger RNA from Scheffersomyces stipitis CBS 6054, 1008 nucleotides. RefSeq names its product membrane insertase. The transcript is spliced from 2 exons. The record is from RefSeq and is a predicted model, not a curated record. Gene Ontology annotation, cellular component: mitochondrial inner membrane. Lineage: Eukaryota; Fungi; Ascomycota; Pichiomycetes; Serinales; Debaryomycetaceae. Gene Ontology annotation, biological process: mitochondrial respiratory chain complex IV assembly; protein insertion into mitochondrial inner membrane from matrix. The coding region runs from base 1 to 1008 and encodes 335 amino acids. Gene Ontology annotation, molecular function: membrane insertase activity.
AUGGGUGGCUCUUUCGUCAGAUACAAUUCGACUUCGGCUGCAACUUCAGAAAUCAAAAACACGUUGGUGUCGUUUGACAAUGCAGACAAUGUUGCUGAUACUAUCAGUACAAUGACCUCCGACCAAUUGGGCUACUUGAACUCGAUUGGUAUGGCUCAAGGAUGGUACCCUACUGAUAUCGUCGAAAGAAUGUUGGAACUCACCCAUGUAUAUACUGGUUUACCAUGGUGGGGAACUAUUGUAGUAGUUACCAUUGCUGUCAGAGUAGCCUUGUUCCCAUUUUACAUGAAAGCUUCGGCCAACGUCGCCAGAACAGCCAAGGUCAAGCCCCAGUUGGAUCAGGCUCUAGCCGACUUGAGAGCUGCUGAAACUCCUCAGGAACAAUAUGUAGCCAUGCAAGCCAGAAAGAAAGUCAUGAAGGAUAACAACAUCUCCAUGACAGCCCAGAUGGCUCCUAUAUUGCAAUUGCCUCUAGCAUAUGGGUUCUUCCAGGCUUUGAGAAAGAUGGCCAAUUACCCUGUAGAAGGCUUUUCCACAGGUGGAAUCUACUGGUUCGAAGACUUGGCUCUGGUGGAUCCCUAUUUGGGGUUACAGGGCAUUGCUGCUGCUGUCAUUAUCGCUGUGGUCAGAUUGGGUGGUGAGACUGGAAGCCACCAAAUGGCCAAGCCCAUGAAGAACAUCUUCACUGUAGUUCCACUUAUUUCCAUUUUCAUCACAAAGAAUUUCUCUGCUGCUGUCGUAUUGUAUUUCGCAGUCAACUCGGUAGUGUCGUUAAUUCAGUCAUCGGUGUUGAGAAACAAGUCCUUCAGAAAGUGGGCCAAAAUGCCUGAAACCCCAAAGCCAGGUGAAGGCGGAAAACAAGCCGAAAGUAUCAGUGAAUACUUUUCCAACUUCGUUGAACAGUCCAAGGAAACAACCAGAAAGAAGGCAAGGGAAACAAACAAGAAGUUGGAAGUUACCCAGAGAAGAAAGGCUGCAGCCAAGGACGGGUUUAUCAAAAGACAUUAG